Molecule: messenger RNA, 2177 nt
Organism: Cicer arietinum (chickpea)
Lineage: Eukaryota; Viridiplantae; Streptophyta; Magnoliopsida; Fabales; Fabaceae
Source: RefSeq, a predicted model, not a curated record
UUUCAUCUAUUCCACCUAAUUUCCUCCAUUUACAGUUACUUCAUCACAUUUAUCACCAAAAGACCUUACAACUAAACUUAAUUCUUUUUAAUUAAAAUAUAAAACACUAAACUUAAUUCCAUUUAAACUUAAUUUUUUUUUCUUUUAGGAAAAAUUUAAAUUUCUGCCUGCAUUCUCUUUUUCCCAACUUUAUUUCACAAGUAGUAGAAUUGAAGAGCACAAGAAGAAUGUUCCUCCAAAAUUAGUACAUAACCGUCACUUUCGUAGUGUUUUUAAAGAGAAGAUUCCACACGAUAAUCGCUUAUUCAUUGUUUUUCACGUUUGUUCUUCUCGAUCAUCACUAACACUAUAAUCACAGGCUUCAGAUUUCAUUAUCAGCUAUCACCGAGUUCUUGUGUUUUUUUUUUGCCAGAUCUUGCGGCGUGCUAUUAGGUCUAUUCCAGGGCUUGUUUUCUUAAAACAAGCAUCUUUGCGUGGAUAUGUUGCACUUGCUAAAUAGUGAAGAAUAGCUCCUCUGUAUAGUUUUAUGAACAUACAAUAAAAAAAGUUUGGAUAUAAUGGCGAUCAGUACACGCAGUAGAAAACCAAGUGAAAGUAUGAGGCUUAUUUUGACAACAUUUGUUGGAAUAAUUUUUGGCUUCUUUAUAGGGAUAUCAUAUCCAACAUUAACUACAAAGUUGAAUAUCUCAUCCAGUCUUCUUCCCUCCAUUGACGUGUCUUCCAUUGAAGAUGAAUAUGCAAGUACCAAUGCUCGGUCUUUUAUGAAGAAUAAUGGCAGCAGCUCAUCCAAACAUCUGUUAUUAAAUGACACGUUGAAGAUUUGGGUUCCAUCAAGCCCAAGAGGUGCAGAAAGAUUACCUCCGGCGAUAAUUGAAGCUGAGUCAGACUUUUAUUUGCGUAGAUUGUGGGGUGAGCCAAGUGAGGAUUUAACCUCAAAGCCGAAAUACCUCGUGACCUUCACUGUCGGUUAUGAUCAGAAAAAUAAUAUUGAUGCAGCUGUGAAAAAGUUUUCAGGGAAUUUCACUAUACUUCUGUUUCAUUAUGAUGGCCGAACAACUGAAUGGGAUGAGUUUGAAUGGUCUAAGCAAGCUAUUCAUGUGAGUGCUCGCAAACAGACAAAAUGGUGGUAUGCUAAACGGUUUCUGCAUCCUGACAUUGUGGCACCUUAUGACUAUAUUUUUAUAUGGGAUGAAGAUCUUGGUGUUGAGCAUUUUAAUGCAGAGGAAUACUUAAAAUUGGUGAGGAAGCAUGGAUUGGAGAUUUCACAGCCUGGUUUGGAACCUAAUAAUGGGCUGACAUGGCAAAUGACAAAGAGGAGAGGUGAUCGUGAAGUUCACAAAGAAACAGAAGAAAAACCAGGAUGGUGUAGUGACCCUCAUCUGCCUCCUUGUGCAGCGUUUGUUGAGAUUAUGGCUCCAGUGUUUUCACGUGAUGCAUGGCGUUGUGUGUGGCAUAUGAUCCAGAAUGACUUGGUCCAUGGAUGGGGUCUUGACUUUGCUCUUAGAAAAUGUGUGGAGCCGGCCUAUGAGAAGAUAGGAGUUGUUGAUUCUCAGUGGAUUAUUCAUCAAAGUAUUCCCUCACUAGGGAAUCAGGGAGAAUCAAAAUCUGGAACAGCGCCAUGGCAGGGGGUGAGGGAGAGGUGUAGAAAGGAGUGGACAAUGUUCCAGAGUCGAAUGGCGAGCGCAGAAAAUGCAUACUACAAGGCUGUGGGAAUCGAUUUGUUUAAUUCAACUGAUCCUUAGAGAAUGAUGGCGAAAGUUGACUUGUACACAACCACCACCACCACAUUGCCUUCCAUUUACACACGAAAUAUAUGUCUUCUUACAGUUCAUUCACAGUGAAUUGUUUUUUGGUUAGUCAUCAUAGUAGUUAUUUGGCAAUCACUGUUUAGAGAAUUACCGUUUAAGAUCAAAACAAUUCGAUGUAGAAUUCCAGAGCUAAAAGAUAGAAAAUUAAAUGUAGGGUAAAUGUGUAUCCGAUUGUAAUGUUCUUUUAGGAUCUAUGGGAUGCCUGUUAUACCCAAAUUGGACAGGACAAUGAAGUAACCCUUAACGUAGUUGAUUUGGGACGGUAUAUGGACAUUAUCAGCUUUGUCAAACCUCUUGAAAAAUCAAAUUUUAAGGAUUCACAAAUCCCAAGUGGGUGUGGAAUGGUUGGUUGUUAUGGUCACCGAUUAA